UCAAAUGAGGCCCAAAUUAAGCCCAUGAAGCCCAACAUUGCCCAGAUCCACUAAUCAUGUCUCUAUCACAAUGCCAAUAUUCCAAAAUUGUAACAAAAAAUCUCUCAAAAAAUCAGCUUCAAUCUCCGAUCUUCUACAAAGUCGGCCAUCGGCCACCUCGCCACUGUAUAUAACUCUCAAACCCAGUUCAUUUCACUUUUUCAAUCUUCGAUUUCUCCCUCACAAAUUCCCAGCUCAAAGAAAAUCAUAGUAGCGUUUUUACACGCAUAAAUUCACCGGAAAUGGAGGCCCUCUCCACCACAACCGCCGCCGCCGCCGCAGUAACGCUACCGAUGUUCUCCCCUGAUAAAUUCAGAGACCCUUCUUCCCGGAGACUUGUGCGCUUCUCCACCUCCGCCAAAAGUGAUAGAAAUAGCCGUAACGGUAACGGCGAGCCCGAUCUCAAGCCCGAUUCUUCCGCCUCCGGACUCGUUCCGAUCCUGAGUAAUCACACGCUUUCAAAGGAUGCGGCGAUGGGGCUGGUUCUGAGCGCGGCCAAUGUGAGGGGAUGGACAACCGGGUCGGGUAUGGAAGGCCCAUCAUCGCCGACCGGGUCGGGCCACAAUUCCGGCAUGGAGCGUGUCUCCACUUUCCCAUGGUCACUCUUCACGAAAUCGCCGCGGCGCCGGAUGCGCGUGGCAUUCACGUGCAACGUCUGUGGCCAGCGCACCACACGGGCGAUCAACCCACAUGCCUAUACCGACGGCACCGUCUUUGUUCAGUGUUGCGGAUGCAAUGUAUUCCAUAAGCUGGUGGACAAUUUGAAUCUGUUCCACGAGAUGAAGUGCUACGUUGAUCCGAGCUUCAAUCCGAACCCUAUUGAUGGUAUGAGCUUCAAGUUUUUGGACAUGGACGAGGGCAAGGAUGAUGAUAUCUUUCCGCUCAUAUGAGAGGUGACUUGUAUUCUCAACUUCUAGUGUACAUUCUAUUGAUCUUAUAGGACUAUAUAACUUAGUGGUUGUAGAUGUGAUCUUGGUGUUGGUAGAAUAAAUAUUGCAUAUAUGUGUAAAGAUUAGCGUUUGAUAUAUAUAUAUGAAUAUACAAUGGUUUCUCUCCAA
Messenger RNA from Salvia miltiorrhiza (redroot sage), 1097 nucleotides. RefSeq lists its product as uncharacterized. Gene Ontology annotation, biological process: protein folding; protein import into mitochondrial matrix; protein stabilization. Bases 282 to 929 code for a protein of 215 amino acids. Gene Ontology annotation, molecular function: zinc ion binding; protein-folding chaperone binding. Gene Ontology annotation, cellular component: mitochondrion. The transcript has 4 exons. NCBI's taxonomy places the organism in Eukaryota, Viridiplantae, Streptophyta, Magnoliopsida, Lamiales, Lamiaceae. The record is from RefSeq and is a predicted model, not a curated record.